AUUCAGAAAAUUAACAGAAACCAAAGACCAAAAUGGCCCAAAAGAAUACUUCAUUAAGGUCCUACCUUACACAGGAAUGAACAUCGUCUGUCCAGGUGACGUCACAGUGAACACGUGGAGAACACGUCCUCAGUACAUGCUAACUUUAUACGAGAAUUUGUGGCACGUGGACAAAGCUGGAUACGAUAAAUGCGAGGUGAACAAGGAUGGGAAACUCCUGUUGGUCUGUAACAGUCCUAAGAAUCCCAAGAAAUUACAAUUUUCAUUCCAUCCCAUCUAUUCGAACGAGGAACCAAGAUUUGCCCCAGGAAAACAUUACUACUUCAUAAGUAAGUUUACACUUUGUUGCAGGUAAACUACGUGAAGCGUUCCUCUUUUAAGUUCCUAACUUGAUUGCAAUUUUCCUCAUUACCUUAGUGUAAAGGGGUAUGGCAAUAAGAAGUUAAAAUUAUAUAUAUCAAUAUAUGUAAAAAAUGCCCGAAUCUUUUUAUCAGGGAUGAACUAUUUUACUUUCUGGGAUCGCAAGAGAACAUUAAAAAUAUCCUGCAAAUCACCAGUAAAUUGACACUUGGACACUGUAACUGUAUGCCACUAACAAGUUGUCAAACUGGAUGUCACGCCAUAUUUUAACAGAAAAAAAUUAUUUAACUGCACUGAGAAUCUUAAUAAUACUUAGUUUUAGGGAUAUAACACAAAGAAUGCAUCGAGGGUCUGAUCCUAAGGUAAAUUUACAGAUGCAAUAAAAAGCCAGUGCUACAAGGGAGCCCUAUCAGGGGAUAAAUGCUCCCCCAGAAAGUUUUGAGGCAUCCCUGAUUGGCUAAGAAUACAUUUGCCAUACAACAUUAGUUAUACAUUAUUCUAUAGUCUAUACGUUAUGUACUAUCGUGAACCGACUAUCUUCAGACCCUGAUGAAUUCGAAGCGAAUUAAAGUGGAAUUUGUGUUCGAUAUCACGUGAUAAUAAUCUGUUACAUAAUAUGUUUUUAUAAUAUUUCAAGGUACGAGUAAUGGGAUACAAUAUGACCUUACCACGCGUCGAACAAGCGGAGAUGAUGGGCACUGUAUUAAGUAUCACAUGAAACUUCACAUCUAUGUCUGUAAUCCUAAAGAGGGUAAGAUAUGUUUAAAAAUUUAGUUCAUUACGCUAUUAAUGAACAAGCAUAGGUGUUUUGUUAAAUUCAAUCACUGAUCUAUCAUUCCCAGAAUAGCAAUAUAAGAACAGUGGCGCCUCCUUAAAUGUGCCAUGAAUAACUAAUGAGGUCACCAAGAUGGCUGCCACAAAUCUCAUUGUCUAUUGUUUAAAACGUUCUAAAACUCAUUAGAAUAUAUGUGGGAAGCUCUAUCUUUCACGUUACAUAUAAAAAUACGUUUGUUUAAUAAUGUAGGUAAUUUAAACACGUCGCGAUCCGACUCGCAGAGAUUUUGACAGACUUUAAAAUUUCAUCUCAUUAUAAGUAUUCAGGCUUCAAAAUUGGCUGAUUGAAUUGAAAAUACUCUAUAUCCUGUCCUAUAAUAGUUCUCGUUUUAUUCCAUGUAAACUUGGUAACAGUUGGUUAACACUAAGCAUAAAAAAUCAAUGUAUGCACUUAGAAACCAUUUCUGCAAAAGGCUUCCCUUGAAAAAAAAAUGGGGCGGGGGCGGGGGAGUGAUGCACACGCAAUUCUGGACAGACAAAUCGACUAGAAUUUUUGGCCUUAGAACUGGUCGAAUUAUUACGAAUAUGAACAAUGACACAGAUCAUUCUGUUGCAUUGCAAGCAUCGGGCUGGAAGCCACUUAAAACAGAAAGGAAGAAAACUAAAGCAAAAAUCAUGUACAAAUUAUUAAAUAAAAUGGGUCCGAAGUCAAAUGAGAAAAUAAAAAAAUAUGUUGCCAUUUUCCUUUAAAUAAAAUUUUCCUAUCUAUCUUUUUCUGUCCAUCUAAAGGUUAUACAGUAAUAUAUAUUUCCCUAAUCUUACAGAGGACUGUAUUUGGGAGCCUCCGCAAUGUGAUACUCCCGCAGAAAUUAAACAACGAAUGUUAAUGAUUAACGGUAAACUGCCAAGACCGACACGACAACAAAUGCAGGCAACCGAACCAAGAAUCCCAGCAACAAAACGUAUCAUAACACAGGCAGUUGAAUCAACAACCAAGAAACGACCAGGUGUUGUGGCACAAAAGAUUGAAACGGAAUGCAAAAAUGAAAGUGCAAGUAAGUUGAAUCGUGAUUAAUAACGUCUUUCAAUCCUGGGUGGGGUAUGCUACUUCGUCUUGUUAAAACGGGAUGGGUUUACUAGCGAAGGGGGAUGAUGUGAUGUGCGCACCCACCCUGGUUUUGACAUGGGAAGAGGGGUACAAGGCAUUCAAUCGUUUGCUCACUUUGUUUCUGAGAUAUUUCAGUUCAGGUUUGGUAUGCAAAUAUCCGGAAUUCACGUCACAAUUAAUGCAUAAGGAUUUAAAGUAAAAGCUUGUAUAUCGUAUUCACUAUCGAGUUUAAUUCAUUAAAAUGAUGUUUGGAGUUGUGGGAGGAAUACAUACCUAUAAUCUAUAUGUAAAACACCAUUUAGCCUCUUUAUUUCAUGAUAUUUAACUGUACCUUACAUUCUUUGAUCAGUCAUUAUUCAUAUCUGACGUAAAUUCCGGACAUUUGCAUAUCAAUAAAACUGAAAUAACUCAGAGAUAAAGUGUACAAUCGAAAAUCUUCAAAAUAAGUUAAAAUAUCAUUUCAAAGGUUCUUAGGAAUGAGAUGUCAGAAGAAUUGAGAUUAUAGAAUAUAGGUGCAUUUUAAACGAAGUCAAUGAUAUUUACUUUACUUGAACUGUCACUUACUAAAUCACACAUUUUCCGCGUUUCAUGAUUGUAUGUAGCAAAUCUGUGUAAUUCAAUCAAAAGUUAAACACUAACCUGAAUGGUUAAUUAUUAACCUCAAAAAGUUAAACAUUAAGUUGUAAUUUCAUUUGUAAACAUCAAUUUUCCCUCUCAUUAUUUCCCGCUUGUUUUUAAAUUUUCAACUCCCAAGGAGCCUUUGCGAGCUCAACUCUCCCCAGUUCUCCAGUACAAGCGCAACCGGCAUAAUCAAUUCUUUCUUUCAAGGGCUCAUCUUAACUUUUUUGGCUACUAGCAAACACGUGCUAGUAGGUUUCACUGUUUCUAGAAAAAGCUAGUGCAAAGUCCUAGCCAAAUUUAAAAUCCAAUAUGUAACCAGAAUCGCUCAAUCUACCCGAAUAAAGUCCAAACUCGCAAAAUUUUGCAAGUGGAAUGUUUAUUUACAAGCAAAGGUUAAAAUUCACUCGCAUUCUGCGAGCGUUAUAAAGUUCAAGGCUUGAUUUUCAGUUUUUCCAUAAGAGGUUUUUCGGGACAACUUUUCCUUGUUUUGUUUGAAAACAUUGACAAUUUGUGUUGGCAAAAAAUUUUGUGGUAGCUUUUGGGUAUAAAGGAAAUUUGCGACGAACUUUUCUAACAAUGCAAUGGACAAGUCAUAACGAAGCUGAAAUAGGUUUUCACAUUUCAUAAAACCUUAUUUGAAUGGCUGAUAGUUUUAAAUGGAAAAUGCCUUGUAAUUAACCUUAAAUUUAUGUCGUUUCAGCAUCCGUUCAUGCGGUCAUGAAUUUUGUUCUUGGUGGUGUCAUUGUAUUUCUUAUUGCCGUUGUUAUCAUUCUCGCUUGUGCACUGGCGUAAGUAUUUUGCUUUUCUAUAUAUUCUACAUCUGUUCCCCGAUUCAUAUCUCCUUGGAAUAAUUGCAAAGUGAAUUUUGUAAAUUACCACAUUGUUAAAGGUACAGUUCAGCCUUUUGAAUGAUGGUUUUUAAGGCGCCGGCAUUUCAGCCCCUUUAAUUGAAGACUAACUAGGAAACUCAAUUAUGCAUAAUUCAAGAUCAGUAAAAUCAAUGUUUUUAACAAUAAAAAUGUUUUAAAAUGUUAAAAACAUUAAGCUUGCUGAUCUUGAAUAAUGCAUAAUUGAUUUUCCUAGUUAGUUUUUUCAAUUAAUGGGCUGAAAUGCGCCUUAAAAACCAUCGUUCAAAAGGCUGAACUGUGACUUUAAAUCAAAUUCUAGCCUUUAUAGUCGCCCAAAAUGCACACCUGCACUGAUCUAAAAAAGGAAUAGAUACAACAAUGGUUCUGAAUUCAAUGAUCAAUUUUUGACAAGUCUACUUUUAAAAAAAAUAUGGUUUUCACGACGCAAUUAAAUAUUAAAAAAAUAUUUGUGCAAACGAAUCCCGUCAAUAAAAAAGCUUCGGAUAAAAUGCUUAUAAAGUGCUCUUGCUAGAAAAACUGAUAUUCGGUUGACAUUUCUGUAGAAUGCUGGAAAAUUCGAGUUUCAAUUCUUACACACCUAUUGGACCCAUGACCAAGAACAGCUGUGAAAAAUGGGCUCUAACCAGGAUAUAGGGCUCUAACCAACUGAGCUACAGAGUCCAGCCGUCGAGCUCUAACCAAUUUUUCAUUUCGUGUUUUUUUUUCUUUCGUUGUGUAGAAAAAGAUCAAAACCAUCCAAGCUCCAAAAAGUCAAACUUCCAACAGAAACCAAACAACCGAGAAUAUACGAGAGCGUUCCUGUCCAACUUCCACCCAACAUGAUGAUACCUGUUGGACCACCACAGAGUGACUAUCUGGUGUAUACCAGACCCUGUACCCCAGAUCCUCUUUAUCAUGCAGUAAUAAGGACUCCGUCACAUCAUAAUUAUGAGGCUCCAGUGUUUAGAUUCCCCGAUGUUCCUCAAAGGAGUAGGAGAAGUUCUAUACAAAGAAGUCGAGCUGGUUCUGCUCAGGCUAAGUGCAGCAUAGAAAGGGAAGAUAAUAUGGAUUCCGUGUCGGUGUAAUGGAAUAUUUGAUAAGGAUUUUGUAGAUUCUAAUUCAUCUUUAUUGAAAUGGAACAUGAUUGUUGAAAAAGUGUUCAGAUUUCCUGUUGUGCUUCAAAGAAGUAGGGAAGAUUGAAGAAAUCAAGAUUGAAGAAAUCAAGCUGGUUUUACGCAGAUUUAAAAAGGAUGAUAUGGUCUCAGUUUCUCUGUGAUGGAAAUUUGGAGAAACGUUAAAAUUGAAGACAGUGACAAUUUGUACGGAUAGCGAUAUCAUAGGGCGCUUUCCAUUUAAUGGCCUGACCGGUCAGACCAGAAUUUUUUCUCUGUAUCAAUGGGAAGAUCUGGUCUAUGUUUCUCAAAUAUCUAGCGAAAAUGGACCUCAUUCUAAUUUUAUCUAAAUUUUCCGGUCAGAUAGGUCCGAAGCCCAAACGUUUUGUGUUUCAUUCAACAAUUUGACCGUUCUGAUCGGUUUGGCCGUGUUAAUGGAAAGCGUCCAUAGAAUCUUUGGAUUACUUCAACACUCGACAGAUAUAACUUGACAGUUCUUCAGUUGCUGUAGAGAAAGAGACAAAUUCGUCUUUACUGAAGACAAAGGUAAAGAUAUCAUUGAUUCUAUAGGGUAUGACACUUUGUGCAAGAGAACUAAUGUCUAAUGGAACAGCAAUUCAAAUGGACUUUCGAAUCAUGAAUUUCCACUUCUUCUCAAUUACACUUGGACAUUAUAAUUAAGAGACACAUGUGUUCAUACUCUCUGGUUGCCUCGAGAAAGCAGAAUUGGUUUCACACGUGUAUGAAAGACAUGAUAAUAUGGACUCCGUUUCAGCGUAGUGGAAUAUUAAGGUGUCUUGAAACAGUAGACAAACGGUGACAGUUCAAAGGUUUUCCAGCAAGGUACAUAGUUCCACACAGAAUAUGUACUGUCCAGAGAUGGUCCUUUGGACUCAAAGGACUUCAAACUCUCCAAGACAUGCACCAGAUGCAUACGGCAGAAUCAUAAACAUAACUGUUAGACCGACACUACAUUAUGGAGCCGACUUACGACCACGAGGGAUCACAACCAAACGCAAAUAUUUGUAGAUUAGACUGUAUAAAAAUUACACAAACAUAAUCAACGCACAAUUAGGUUUUCUAUAUAAAAUAAUGUAAGAUAUAACAGCCCUGCAUAAGGGUUUUUUAUCAUAGUUAAAGAAAUACACAUGCUUUGGAAACAUUGGAAACAUCAAGCGAACUUUAUUUAACUGAUUAAAGGUGGACUUUAACAUUGAAGUUCCAAUUUAGGUAAAUCAUUUGACAUCCCACAUACCAACUCCAGAUGCUUUGCAACCUUCCUGAAUAUAUAUAAAUUAUAUGAGAAGUACGGAAUGCUUUAAGUCAUCGUGAAAGCGAACAAGUUUCAAAAAGAACGGUACCCUUUAUUAAACAUCCAAAGCGAGUGUAUUUGCCAUUAACCAUGAUAUUGUGUAAAUAGCGUAGAGCUGUAGGCUCCUUCUCACCUUUUUAAAUGUACAUGACUGUACAUAUAUUCACUUGAGCUCAUAAAUAGCACACAAUAUACAUUCACUUUUUACUGUUUCUAAUGGGAAUUUGUUCCAUAAAUACAAUGUAAAUAUACAAAAUUGAAACAAUAUAUUUCUAUACAUUUUGUUGUAUAACAAGAUCUUCAACGUAAAUGUUGUAAAUAUAUGUAAAUAUAUGUUCAAUUAAAACAGAGAUGAAAUUGAAA
Paramuricea clavata is the source of this 6498-nucleotide messenger RNA. The record is from the annotation of a GenBank genome assembly. Lineage: Eukaryota; Metazoa; Cnidaria; Anthozoa; Malacalcyonacea; Plexauridae.